Molecule: messenger RNA, 1017 nt
Organism: Caenorhabditis remanei
Lineage: Eukaryota; Metazoa; Nematoda; Chromadorea; Rhabditida; Rhabditidae
Exons: 7
Coding region: 1-1017 (338 amino acids)
Biological process (GO): innate immune response
Source: RefSeq, a predicted model, not a curated record
AUGAAAACUACAAAAAUCUUCGAAAAAUUCCCAAAAAAACGAUAUGAACUCACUCAAAACAAGUUGAAAUCCUCCAAACUAGUUCCACCGGCCGCAUGUCUUCCUCAUCAGAACAACACUGUCUUAUACGCGUAUUCUACUGAUAUCGACUUGAAUACAUAUAAUGUGGGUGCCGGUUAUAUGGUAUAUUUUGCUGCUAGGUAUACAACACUGGCAAAUGUUCGAUUCGAUACAAAAGUGGAAGAGGAGAUUGAGUAUCACACGGACAAAGGUAGUUUGAAUGCUUCAUUAUGGGUCCAUCAACCUGAUCAAUCUCUUGGAUAUGGAGACACAACAACCGGAAGUAACCUGUACACUGUGUUGAAGAAGUUUCUCAACAAUGGAAAGGUUUCAUUAUGCGGAGCCCUAGUGUUCAUUGCAGUAGAACGGUAUCCCGAUGAGUCGGAUGUAUCUGACAUUAUUUCCCAAUUACGUUCCAAUCAUGUGAUUGUGCACAUUGCUGUGGACAGUAUCCCAUCGGGCGGUUCCAAUUCUGCCUCACUAUAUGAAAUGUCAUAUCAAACCAAUGGAUACUGUCUGUUCGCCACCGGCGAUGAUCUUUGGAAAACUUUUUCCUGGAUGACCAAUAUACUUGCCUGGCCUUAUCAAUUCAUUGCUCAAAACUUUGUGGUUUCUGGAUUGGGCCGAAUCGAAAUACCGGCAUUCAACACUCCAGUGGGUAUUGAUGAUUAUUUGCGAUUUUCAAUAACUGUUCAAAACCACACACUCGACAAUUCAUUUGUAUCAAUGAAUUAUACAAUUGAAAGUACUGAUGGAUCUUUUGUUUACAAAUUUCCUAGUGACAACGCCGAACCUCUUUGUGGAAAUGCACAAUCAGAUGAUAUUUAUUUCAACGGACCCCCCUUAUACAAAUGGACAAUUGACUACCAUUAUAACACGAAUGCUCCACAAAUCAUUCAAUUAAGAGCGUACAGUGAAUAUUAUCACGACUUCCUUCCACUGCCACCUUCUGGAUAA